GACGCCGAGAGGAGGAAGAAGGCCGAGAAGGAUGUGGCCAAGAAGGCCGAGACGGCCAAGAAGUUGCAUGGCGCGGAGGCGGCGUUCCUCGCCUCGAUCGCCGAGCUCGCGCAGGAGGAGCAGGGGAAGAAGAUGGAGGCCCGCGCGCUCGAGCUGCAGACCGACGAGGCGAAGAAGGCCAUGGAGAAGGCGUUCCGGGAUGCCCAGCAGAAGGCCGCGGGGUUCGGCCUGACGUGCGAGGUGCAGGUGCCGCAGGUCGUGGACGCGCUCCUCAAGCGGGACUUUCCCAAGGAGACGGCCGACCACCUCAUGGCCGGGGCUGGCGAGGUCCUCGACAGGGUGAACGUCUUCAAGCGCGCGGUGCUGACCCAGCAGCCUAAGGGGAAGCCGGCGAUCAAGAUGUGCCAGGAUGCGGAGGAGCACGUGAAGACGGAGCUCGGUAAGCUUGUCGAGUCGUGGUCGAGCUUCGAGCGGCGCCUGCUCUGGAACGACAUGAAGAAGGUAGCCAACGCAGGCGAGGCGGCGGGGCCGCAUGUCAAGGCCUGA
Molecule: messenger RNA, 546 nt
Organism: Prorocentrum cordatum
Lineage: Eukaryota; Dinophyceae; Prorocentrales; Prorocentraceae
Source: the annotation of a GenBank genome assembly